AUGGAGAUGAAGACGAAUGGAUGUGUGAAUGAGAGGGAUGCGAAUCUGGGAAAGGGAGGAAUGGGCGGAUGUAGAGCUGAUGGGAAUAAAGAUCACUGUGAUGCUGUGAAAAAUUACUUUUACUAUUCUCCGCAUCGCAAAAUUUACUUUCUUAUAAUAUCACUCCCUCGUUCAUCAAUCCUAAGACUCAUAGAAAAGAUUCAACUGUUGAGGAAAGGUAACCAACUUCUCAAAUCGAUCCACAUUGAAAUAAAAAAUCUAUGGAAAUCGAAGUAUAAGCGUGCAAAGAAAACAGCUCAGAAAGGCGUGUCUGGUAAAGUUUGGUGUUGCUGUGAAUUUGAGGUUUUAUUGGCAACUCAUAUCUCUCUGUACAAAGUUAUUUUCAUUGAGAAGACCAAGGUUGAAUCUUGGAGAAAAGCACUUGUGGAUGCAAGUAACAUUUCUGGAUGGGAACCCCAACACAUUGCGAACGGGCAUGAAGCAAAAGGCAUCAAACAAAUUGUAUUGGAAAUUUCACAGAGGUUGCAGCCAGUAACUUCAAGUUUAGAUGAGAACCUGAUCGGAAUGGCAGCUCGCUUGCAAGAUUUGAAAUUGGAGUUAGAAAUUGGGUCAGGUGGUGUUCGAAUGGUUGGAAUAUGGGGUGUUGGGGGUGGUGAAAUGGGACACUACAUUGUUAGAGGGGAAAACCCUAACAAUCCUGAAAAGCAUAGUAGAGUUUGGAAGAGGGAAGAUGUUUGGAAAAUAUGCUCUAUGGAUGCAACAACGGAACUAGACAUGAUUGAAGCAAUAAGACUUGAAUUCGGUACUAAGGGUCAGUUACAAAGGUAUAAACAUCUUCCUCCGAUUGUUGCAAACACGAAGAACCUUAGGUGGAUUGAAUGGGAAGGUGAUCUUGCAAGUCCAUUGCUUAGCAACUUUCCACAAAGAACACUUCGUCAUCUAGUAUUAUAUAACAGCUUGCAGAAACAACUUUGGGAGGGUUAUAAGUUGCUGCCAAAUUUGAAGACAAUUGAACUUUGGGAUUUAGAUAACCUAAUCAUGACACCAGAUUUUGAGGGACUUCCAAAUCUUGAAACAUUCAAGCUUGCUGGAUGUUCAUAUUUAGAAGAGAUUCAUCAAUCGAUGGGAUGUUUGGAGAGGCUUGUUUUCUUAUCUGUAGGAAGUUGUUGGAGACUUAAGAUGUUUCCACCAAUUACCCGAGUAAAGAAACUCGAGACCCUUACAUUCUUUGACUGCCCUGAACUUUUUAAGAUCUCAGAGAUCCAACCGAACAUGGAGAAUUUACCACUUCUUCAUUUGGAUGACAGUGGGAAUGAAGUUGCAUCCUACAUAGAAUCUUGUCCAAACUUAUUUUUUGUUAUUUGUUGGAGGUGUGGUUGCAGCAAUCUUCCUGGUGUAGAAUGUUGUGUAGAGGAGCCUUCUUUACCUCACAACAACAUGAAGCCUUGUUUACGUGACAACAACAUGAAACACAUAGGGUUGACGUUUUUUCCCAAGGACUUGAGAAAUUUGAAUCUUAGCUACUGUAAUUUGGGAGAUGAAGAAAUUAGCUCUGCUGUUUAUUGCAAAUGGUUGUGGCAUGUCUCACUUAAGGGGGAGAACAAACUCUGUGAUGGUGACUUAUUACUAGACUCCAUGCUCCAGGGAAAUGCUAUUGAAGAUCAUUUUAUCAAUAUCAGUCUUCAACAUCAGAUUCCAAAGGUGUUUGUGGGUAGGCUGUUUAGGGGGACAACACUUACACUACAUCUUCCUGAUGAUUUGUACAACUUUUGCGGGUUCUUAGUAUGCCUUGUCACCAAAAUAAAAGGACCGGAUAUUAAUAUAAUUAUGAAGCAGGAGGUAGAUGAAGAUUCUGUAUUUGGGCGUAUAAUGCAUGAGCCUAAUGAAGCAACAGAGCCUGAGUAUGAGGGAACAAAGACAUAUAGAAAGUUAUGUUGGAGCUGA
Lactuca saligna is the source of this 1944-nucleotide messenger RNA. The record is from the annotation of a GenBank genome assembly. NCBI's taxonomy places the organism in Eukaryota, Viridiplantae, Streptophyta, Magnoliopsida, Asterales, Asteraceae.